AUGCCUCCCUCGAACGCGAAAAAGACGUCCCGGAUCACAAUUGCCUGCAACGCCUGUCGUUCGCGGAAGCAAAAGUGCAGCGGAGGAAAGCCAGUUUGCACGCAAUGUCUUGAACAUAAUCGCCCCUGUGAUUGGCCGGAGCAGCUCAAACGAGGUCCCGCAAAAGGCUAUAUUGAAGUACUCGAAAAUCGUCUACAUGAAACCGAGACCGUGCUGUUAAAAGUGCUGUCGCAGAUUUCGGAUGCUCAAUUGGCAUCAACGCUGUCCCGAGAUCAAUCAAGCAACGCGAACGGCUAUGCGCCUUUUUCGCGGCUGGGCAAAAAGGGAACUGAAUAUUGGAUGCGGUAUCCGUUGGUAACGGCUGAGAAUGUUCGAGAAUGGCAGCAGGAUUGCACUCGGGAGAUGUCUGGUUCGACAAAUGAGCAGGGCAGAGUCCCGUCUGAGCCAUCAACGAGUAAUGCAAUGAGCAAACACGCGCAAAGAUACGAGUUAAAUCAGAGCGAUGUUGAUGCUCGUGGUCGUUACGAUGAUUCUUUAGAAUUCGAGCCCAGAACAGCUCCAUCUGAGGCGUCUCUCACUGCCAGUCUAGGAAACGUCAAAGAAGUACAGGAACAUCAUUGCAUGAAUCCUCACUACUAA
Molecule: messenger RNA, 639 nt
Organism: Aspergillus chevalieri
Lineage: Eukaryota; Fungi; Ascomycota; Eurotiomycetes; Eurotiales; Aspergillaceae
Product: Zn(II)2Cys6 transcription factor domain-containing protein
Exons: 5
Coding region: 1-639 (212 amino acids)
Biological process (GO): regulation of DNA-templated transcription
Cellular component (GO): nucleus
Molecular function (GO): DNA-binding transcription factor activity, RNA polymerase II-specific; zinc ion binding
Source: RefSeq, a predicted model, not a curated record